AUGUCGCCGGAGAAAGUUAUAGAUUUGAAUGAACCAGGAAAGGCUGAAGAAGGUUUUGCUUGUGCUGAUACUGCAAAUGUAAUCAAGAAGUUCUUUUCGACUCGUGAUCCAAAGCCACCGUGUAUACCUGUAGAGGUCCCAGCUACACUACCCUCAUGGUUGACUGAGGAAGAUAUUCAGUACUAUGCCGCAAAAUAUAACAAGAAAGGUUUCACUGGAGGAUUGAACUACUAUGGAGCUUUAGAUCUAAGGUGGGAGCUGACAGGGGCAUGGAUUGGUUUACAAAUACAAGUGCCAGUUAAAUUCAUUGUGGGUGACCUCGACAUUACCUAUAACAUACCUGGCAUCAAGGAUUAUAUACACAAAGGAGACUUCAAGAGAGAUGUGCCCAACUUGGAGGUAGUCGUAAUAGAAGGAGUCGCUCACUUUCUCAACCAGGAAAAGCCAGAAGAAGUCAACGCCCACAUUUAUGAGUUCAUACAGAAGUUUUAA
Messenger RNA from Ilex paraguariensis (yerba mate), 492 nucleotides. Lineage: Eukaryota; Viridiplantae; Streptophyta; Magnoliopsida; Aquifoliales; Aquifoliaceae. The record is from the annotation of a GenBank genome assembly.